Molecule: messenger RNA, 1098 nt
Organism: Iphiclides podalirius (scarce swallowtail)
Lineage: Eukaryota; Metazoa; Arthropoda; Insecta; Lepidoptera; Papilionidae
Source: the annotation of a GenBank genome assembly
AUGUUAAAACCGGAAGAAACCAAUUCUGGCAGCGAGUUCACUGUUGAAUUACCCGACAAAAAAGAAGAUAUUGAGGACAAGGAUGAAAUACCUGAACUAACGCCACCCAAAGAAACUGAAGAGAAAUUUAUUUCAUUUGCCGUUGAAGAUAAACCGGAGAAAGUGGAUGUUACACAAAUUGAAUACAAACCAGCUAAGAAUAUUAAAGAGAAAAUAAAGCUAGUCAAGACAAGUCCUAAAAAGGAAACUGUUGAUUUAGAAUCGGACGAUGAAGAAGAAACAAUGGUGGCCGUAGAAGCCAGAAACCAUGCAAGAAGUUUGAAAAUUUUACAAGACAGAAAUGAUAUUUCCUCCAGUGUCUCUGUUAACAGCGUUGGCAAAAAAUCGGGUAAACCUUCCACGUCUAAUUCUUUGAUGAUUAUCUUCAAUGGUAUGUACUUCCGUGGUUCUUGGAAGCAACCGUUCGAGGUCGUCGAACCUGGUGUAUUCUACAAGUCUAACACAGACAAGAAACAAGUGCCAAUGAUGAAGACGACGGGCACUUUCAAGACCACUCCUCUUCCAGAUUUAGACAGUGAAGCUAUUUUAUUACCGUAUGAUGGGGAUCGGUACGCACUGCUGGUAGUGGUGCCUCGUUCACGCGAUGGCCUUACUCGCCUUACCGCCGACCUACCCUCAGUUCCUAUCUCCGAGAUCCAAGAGACUCUUCAAGAUGAAGAGCUGCAAGUUUCACUGCCCUCGUUCUACGUGGAGACAACAACCAAGCCGGUCGCAGCUUUAGCUAAGUUCGGUGUGAGCAACAUUUUCACCCGUGAUGCGGAGCUAUCCGGGGUGUCUGAAGACGAGGGUCUGUUCGUUCAGGAGCUGGUGCAGCACGUCGCCGUCCGGGUUGACAACGCUGAUUCAACAGCUAACGAACUUUCCGUCGCUAAUCCUGGAGUGGAAGCACUUAAGAACAUUCCUCUGUACGAGGAGAGAUCCCCACGCCGCUUUUGCGUCGAGCAUCCCUUCAUCUUCUACAUCAUCGACCGCUUGGACAACCUAGUGGUAGUUGCUGGCAAGGUCACCGACCCGCUACAGCCCUCACCGUUUGAAAUU